Molecule: messenger RNA, 1617 nt
Organism: Penicillium roqueforti
Lineage: Eukaryota; Fungi; Ascomycota; Eurotiomycetes; Eurotiales; Aspergillaceae
Exons: 6
Coding region: 1-1617 (538 amino acids)
Biological process (GO): transmembrane transport
Cellular component (GO): membrane
Molecular function (GO): sulfate transmembrane transporter activity
Source: RefSeq, a predicted model, not a curated record
AUGUCGAUAAAUGGAAUAAAAACAGCGCAUAUAUCUGCUAGUAGUUCAGAUGGCUCGGACGAAGAGUGGCAGAAGAGUGGACGUAACAAGGGAGAAGGUACAUUUGAGUCCAGGGAGGGUCAUCACUUCUACCGGCCGAUUGACAGCUAUGAGGGACUGCAUCGCUGGGAUCCGAAUUUUCAAUGGACGGAACAGGAAGAGAAAAAGAUUGUCAGGAAGAUUGAUGCUCGUGUCUGCACGUUUGCCUGCGUGACCUUCUUUGCAUUGCAGCUGGAUCGAGGAAAUAUCAGCCAGGCACUAGCGAGUACGCUUCUGGAAGAUCUUGGAAUGACAAGCAACGAUUAUAACUUGGGUCAGACGGUUUUUCUGAUCUGUUUCUUGUUGGCUGAGAUGCCGUCACAGUUGCUCUCGAAGAGAAUCGGCCCGGACCGUUGGAUUCCUAUUCAAAUUGUUGCUUGGAGUUUGGUCGCGGCUUGCCAGGCCUUUUUGAAAGGGCGUGGCUCGUAUUUGGCCUGUCGAGCUCUGCUAGGAUUCCUAGAAGGCGGGUUUAUACCUGAUACGAUUCUUUUUCUGUCUUUCUUCUACAAAUCUAGUGAGCUUCCGAAAAGACUGACCUGUUUCUGGAUAUCCUAUACCGUUGCCGGAAUUAUCGGCUCAUUUCUAGCCUUUGGCUUCCUACACAUCAAAGACGCCAACGGCAGCGGUGCCUGGAGAUAUUUAUUCGCGUACGAGGGUCUUAUAACUGGCGUGAUUGGAAUCAUCGCUGCAUUCUGGAUGCCGGCGUCACCUGUACAAACCAAGGGAGGAUUACGCGGUAAGGACGGGUGGUUUACAGAGCACGAAGAGAAGAUCAUGGUAAACCGCGUGAUUCGGGACGACCCUAGCAAGGGCAGUAUGCACAACCGACAAGCGGUCACCCCACGGCGCUUCUGGGAGUCGCUCAAGGAUUACCACGUGUGGCCAAUCUAUGCUCUGGGUCUCAUUUGGAUGAUACCCAGUACACCAUCCCAAAAUUACCUCACGCUACAACUGCGGUCCCAGGGGUUUACGACGUUCCAGACCAACUUGUUGACAAUUCCAGCAGCUGUCAUUGCGAUUAUCACCAUGAUAGCAAUUACCUGGGUUGCGGAGCGUACAAACCAGCGCCUUCUCUGGGGCGCAGCAGCCGAAGUCUGGAACCUGGUACUGCUCAUUGCGCUGGAGUUGCUUCCUCAGAAAAGCAUGCCGUGGCCUCGUUGGGCGAUCCUUACGCUUCUUGUCGGUGGGCCGAGUAUUCAUCCUGUUGUGGUCGCGUUGACUUCACGGAAUGCCGGAUCUGUGCGGACUCGCACUGUUGCUUCUGCGUUGUAUAAUAUGUCUGUGCAAGUGAGCAACAUUGCAGGUGCCAAUGUGUACCAAGCAAAGGAUGCGCCAUACUACAAAAAAGGAAACAAAGUUCUUAUUGCAUUGGCUGUCGCCAGUGGGUUCCUUUUCAUCUUCGCCAAGUUCUACUACGAUUGGCGGAAUAGUCAAAACUCUGCAAAAUGGGAUGCUAUGACAAGCGAGCAAAGAGAGAUUUACCUGCGUGAAAACCCGGUGUUGACUAACAAGAGAAUUGACUUCCGGUUUGCUCGUUAG